AGAGUGGGAAGAGAGAGUCAGCGGAUGCCCCGGCUCCUGCGUCUACUACGCGUCAACCCGCCUUGCCACUGUCAGUCCGAAUUGUGUGGCGCGGAUCUGAUUUGUCGGUGGCUGGAGUGUUAAGCAGCCUCAGCAGCCAAUAGCUACCUGGUUGGUGGAGAAUGGAAGAGAACCAAAUGAAGAAAGUAUUAGUGAACAAAGGAAAUGAGAACAGAGAGAAAAUUGACUUUGAUGGGGAAGAGAACAACUCAUCAAACAGGAAGAUAUACCUAGAUUACAAUGCAACCACCCCUCUGGCUCCAGAGGUGAUUGAGACAGUUACAGAAGCCAUGCAUGAAGCAUGGGGCAAUCCGAGCAGCUCUUACACAGAAGGUCGAAGGGCUAAAAAUAUUAUAGAUGGAGCCCGUGAAAGUCUGGCUAGAAUGGUAGGGGGACGACCCCAGGACAUCGUCUUCACUUCUGGUGGGACAGAGGCAAACAAUUUAGUGAUCCACACUGUAGUGAAGCAUUUUAAGGAAAGCAACAAGCAAAGUUCUGAUGGACCAAGAGAGGAUAAACAAAAGACUCUGGGGAUGUGCCCACAUUUAAUUACAUCUUGCAUUGAGCAUGACUCGGUCCGUCUCCCUGUGGAACACCUAGUGAAAGAGCAUGAGGCUGAAGCCACUUUUGUACCCGUGUCCAAAGUGACAGGACAGGUGGAAGUAGAUGAAGUUGUUGCAGCAAUCCGUCCAACUACAUGUCUAGUUUCCAUUAUGCUGGCCAAUAAUGAAACUGGGGUUAUCAUGCCUGUCUCCGAACUCAGCCAACGGAUUCAAGCUCUCAAUCGGAAGAGAACGGCAUCUGGUCUGCCACGGAUCUUGGUACACACAGAUGCAGCACAGAUGAUUGGGAAAGGUCAAGUGGACGUGCAGGAUCUGGGAGUGGAUUACCUCACUAUUGUGGGGCACAAGUUCUAUGCCCCGCGUAUUGGAGCACUGUAUGUGCGAGGCCCUGGUGUCACCACUCCUCUCCAUCCCAUGCUGUUUGGAGGUGGGCAGGAACGGAACUUCCGCCCUGGGACUGAGAAUACACCAAUGAUUGCUGGCCUUGGCAAGGCAGCAGACUUGGUGAGCAGGCACUGUGAGGUUUAUGAAGCUCACAUGAGGAAGGUCCGGGAUUACCUGGAAGAGAGACUUGAAGCCGCGUUUGAAGAGCAAGGAGUUUAUUUUAACUGCAGGCUGAAAGGCUCAAGGAGACUGUGCAACACCUGUAACUUUUCUGUCAUGGGCUCAGGACUAAAAGGUCGGCUGGUGCUAUCUCACUGUAGGACUUUGCUUGCCAGUGUUGGUGCUGCAUGCCACUCCGAGAAGGGUGACCGGCCAUCCUCUAUCCUGCUUAGCUGCGGAAUUCCUUAUGACGUGGCACAGAACGCCUUGCGUCUCAGUGUGGGUCGUGCUACCAGCAAGGAGGAUGUGGACCUGAUUGUGGAAGAUCUGAAGCAGGCUGUGGCUCAGCUACAAUAGGCCAGAUUUUCAGUCACCUAGUGAGACAGUUUUGCCCUCUAAAACCAGGAAGUGAGCUUACCUGACCCUAAUUUUCCAUUUCUCUAGGUGCUAUUACAUUUAACAGAAUGAGGCUAGAUAACAUUCUAGUCAGCUUCUGGCCUCUGAAUUCUUGUUGAAUAAUCUCUAGUGAUUCCCCAGCCCUUGAAUACAUCAGGCCAGAAAUCAGUGCUCCCUGAAUGUAGUCACUAUGCUGAGCAGGCUCUGCCAGCAGUUUUUACUCAUUGAAGUGGGUAAACAUUUCUAGUUGGAUGUUUAGAUCUAUGAUUGAGGUUUUUGUGUGGGUUCAGGAAACAAGCCUAAAUAUUAUGGUUUGAAUGGACAGGUGAAUCCCAAAAUAUUGAAAAAUUGGGAGCUUGCCUUGGUACCUGGAAACAGCCACUCUUUUGAUGCCACCCUUCUGGGGUAUUCCUUACUGGGAAUGAAAAGCAAUUGCCCUCCAUAUAGGCACUGAAGGAAUAUGAAUAUUUCUUCUUGCUGCAGCAGCAGGUUGUAGCUGCUAUAGUAUUGCACUGUGUUUAGCAUUGAGAUGUGCAGUGGGACUAAAAUAUGCAUUCUUCUAGAGCUGAAGAGAGAGAGAAAGAAAGAGAGAAACCUUCAUUUCACAUUGUUGUGUUUUGUGUUAUGAAGGCUGCAUAGAACCUCUCUAACCUAGGGCUUCUCCACACUUCCAUUGUCCUGCUGCUUUUUCUAGAGAAAACUGCUCUUUAGUGCUCAAUCAGAGCAAAUGGCAAUUUGGGUUUUUUCCGGAUUGCUAUUUGUUCUGAUUUGUUGCUAAAGAGUGAGUUUUCCCUUGCAAAGGAGUGGGUCAAGCAGAAAACCAC
Messenger RNA from Podarcis raffonei (Aeolian wall lizard), 2365 nucleotides. RefSeq names its product selenocysteine lyase (gene SCLY). Bases 162 to 1502 code for a protein of 446 amino acids. NCBI's taxonomy places the organism in Eukaryota, Metazoa, Chordata, Lepidosauria, Squamata, Lacertidae. The transcript is spliced from 13 exons. The record is from RefSeq and is a predicted model, not a curated record.